This is a messenger RNA of Culex pipiens pallens (northern house mosquito), 482 nucleotides long. RefSeq lists its product as uncharacterized. The coding region runs from base 7 to 384 and encodes 125 amino acids. Lineage: Eukaryota; Metazoa; Arthropoda; Insecta; Diptera; Culicidae. The record is from RefSeq and is a predicted model, not a curated record. The transcript is spliced from 3 exons.
UCGAACAUGUCCCUGUUCCCGCAACCACGAUGGCUUCGGCGGUGGAUCCGACGGCGGAUGAACCCACUCCCGGUGGAUAAGGCCGCACUGUGGAAGGGCCGCAUCAGUAUCUUCUACAGUAUCGUGGCCUGGAACGCGCUCGGCUGGGUCGGAUACAUGGUGUACACCGGCCGUAACGAUUGGGCCAAAUACUAUGGAUACAAGACGGACGAGGAGGCGCAGCUGCCCCAAGCGGUUCGUUUCGCCAAGCAGCUCAACAUGCCCAACGCCCACGUGAUGAAGUUCUCCGGCCUGAAGAAAACGGACGAGUACGAGCUAAAGGACAUGGAGGUAAUUCGGUCCGCGACGGGCGCAACCACUGAAAAGGACGUUUCGGAUCACUAACAACAAUCGACUUUGUGAACUUUUGUAGAUAUACUUUACUGUACCUUUUGUCUCUAGAUAUCGUUGCAAUAAAAUAACAAUAAAAGUGAGUAAAUUUU